AUGUGGAAAGAAUGCAUGAGACUUGAGGACCAUGUCAAAGUCGUGGCAGUCGACGCUGAGACUGCCAAAGGCUUCGAUCCCCUGCAAGAGCACUACCUCCGGAGAUGCACCGAUGCACUCUAUGAGUGGCAGGCAGCGAACCGACCUGCAGACAAGCAGUUCAUCCUCCACGAUGGCCCUCCCUACGCCAAUGGCUCGCUCCACGUCGGCCACGCCCUGAACAAGAUCCUCAAGGACACCAUCCUCCGAGUCAAGGUGCAACAGGGCCACAGGGUCAAAUACGUGCCGGGCUGGGACUGCCAUGGCCUGCCCAUAGAGCUCAAGGCCCUCGAGGCCCUGGGCGUCAAGAACAUGGCGCCCGUCGACGUGCGCACCGCGGCCAGGGAGCUCGCCACGAACACAGUCCUCUCGCAGAUGCGCGAGUUCCGGUCCUAUGCCGUAAUGUCCGACUGGGAAGGGCGCUGGACGACGAUGGACCCGGACUUCGAGAUCCGGCAGCUUGAGCUGUUCCUCAGCAUGGUCCGACGGGGCUUGAUAUACCGGAGGUACAAGCCCGUCUACUGGUCCCCGUCCUCGGGCACUGCUCUUGCCGAGGCGGAGCUCGAGUACAAGGAUAAUCACAACUCUAAUGCUGCCUACGUGACCUUCCCGGUCACCUCCUCGGCGGAUGGCGACGCUGCACUUCGAAAACUCCUCGGCAACGACUUUUCCGGCCAGCUGUAUGCUGUCAUCUGGACCACCACACCCUGGACGUUGCCUGCGAACAAGGCGAUCGCUGUACACGACGAGCUUGACUACAUAAUUAUAAGACACGGGAAGGAUGCUCUCAUCGUAGGCCAGGGGUGUCUUCAGCAAGUCCUGAAGACUUGCUUCGAUUGCACCGAACUGGAUGAAAACGACGUGAUCGCCUCAUGCAAAGGGUCCGACCUGCGUCGCUUCACGUACCGGCACCCACUUCACGGGGAUCAUGUCGCGCAGCAGCCCAUCAUCCACGCAGACUUUGUCUCGGCCGAGUCUGGUUCCGGCUUGGUCCAUAUCGCCCCUGGCCAUGGCCACGACGACUACGAGGUCUGCAGGUCCCUGGGCCUCGAGGUCUCUGCGCCUGUUGACAACGGCGGACACUUCACAGCGGAGGCUUAUCCCCAAGAUUCUCAGCGUUUACAGGGCCUUUUCGUCCAGGGCAAAGGGAAUGCAACUGUGCUGGAAAUACUGGGACCUCAUGUCUUGCACGUUCACAAGUACCAGCACAAAUAUCCUUACGACUGGCGCACCAAGCGGCCAAUCAUCGUCAGAGCAACGGCGCAGUGGUUUGCCGAUGUCGCAGGUAUCAAAGACGAGGCUCUCCGAGCCCUGGAGGACGUCCAAUUCAUCCCCAGUGGUGGAAAGACCAGGCUGGAAAGCUUUGUAAAAGGGCGAAGUGAAUGGUGUAUCUCGAGGCAGCGUGCAUGGGGAGUUCCUAUCCCUGCGCUGUAUGACAAGAACGGCGACGCUGUCAUGACAGAAGAGAGUGUGCAGCACAUCAAUUCCGUCAUACGUGAAAGAGGCACCGACGCGUGGUGGUCUGACAGGCCUGACGACCCGGCUUGGAUAGUGCCGUCGUUGAGGGGGCAAGGGGAGUACCGACGAGGAACAGAUACCAUGGACGUCUGGUUCGAUAGUGGCAGUAGUUGGACUCACGAGGGCGAUGUCCAAGCGGACGUCUAUCUCGAGGGCUCUGAUCAACACCGUGGAUGGUUCCAGUCCAGCUUGUUGACGAGAAUCGCCGCUGCCGCCGCGGGCGACUCCGACAGCGGCAGCCUGAUCAAACAGACUGUCGGCCUUGCCCCAUUCAAACGCCUUAUCACGCAUGGUUUCACCCUGGACAAGGACGGCAAAAAAAUGUCCAAGUCAUUGGGCAAUAUCAUCAGUCCCAACCAGGUAAUGGACGGAACCCUGCUGCCUCCGGUCAAGAAGAGAAAAGAUAAGAGCGCACCGAAAGACACGACGAGCAAAGCUCCUGCAGGACCACACUAUGAUGCUCUCGGGCCAGAUGCCCUCCGCCUUUGGGCGGCCAGCAGCGACUAUACCCGCGAUGUGGUGAUUGGGGAGUCAGUCUUGAAGUCAAUACACAUUUCCCUGAUCAAGUACCGGACAAUCACCAAGAUGCUGCUCGGGUCAAUGACAGAAAAUGCUCGGACCGCACCGCUCACGACCACCGAUCAUAUUGCCAUCAUCCAGCUUCGAGAUACGAUGGAGGAAGUCGGCAGGGCCUACGACAACUUUGAGUUCUACAAGGGAUUCAGCCUGCUGAACAGGUGGGUCAACAACGACCUUUCCGCCUUCUACCUCGAGGCCCUGAAGGACCGGCUGUACUGCGGCGAUGGGGGUGGCGUGCUGGAGCCUAUAUUCUGGGGUUUCAUGCGCAUGCUGGCGCCCAUCACGCCGAUGCUAGUUGAAGAGGCCUGGGAUCACGCGCCGGAAUGGCUAAAGAAGGACAGCACCCACCCCCUGCAGCAGCUCUACGCGUCCCCGGUCAUCGACGAGGCGCGGCUGCCGGGAGGAGGGGAGCAGAGGCUGCGCGAGGUCAUGCCCGUGCUCUUCGCCGUCAACGCGGGCAUCAAGUCCGCCACCGAGGUGGCCCGCAGGGACAAGAAGGUGGGCUCGUCGCUCCAGUGCUCGGUCGUGCUGCAGAUCCCGGAUCGGGCCAUUGCAGACGCCCUUUCGCGCUUCGACGAGCUCGAGAACUCCCUCGUGGUCUCACAUGUGGGCACCAACGAGCCCGUCCCCGAGACUGCGGAAUGGAAGUACUCGGUUGACUUCCAGAUUCCGAGCGGGAGGGACAUCGCGGUUCCUUCAAACUGCGAGGGUGGCGACGUCCAGGCUGAGGGCUCGCCUAGUGGUGUGACCUGUACUGCGUGGGUGCUGCCUCCGAGGGCGCACAAGUGUCCUCGGUGCUGGCGCUAUGUUGCUCCUCAGGAAGACCAGCUCUGCGGGAGGUGUGAGGAUGUCGUUGAGCAGGGCGACAUUGACUAA
This is a messenger RNA of Diaporthe citri, 3012 nucleotides long. RefSeq lists its product as uncharacterized. The transcript has 2 exons. Gene Ontology annotation, molecular function: aminoacyl-tRNA deacylase activity; isoleucine-tRNA ligase activity; ATP binding. Gene Ontology annotation, biological process: isoleucyl-tRNA aminoacylation. NCBI's taxonomy places the organism in Eukaryota, Fungi, Ascomycota, Sordariomycetes, Diaporthales, Diaporthaceae. The record is from RefSeq and is a predicted model, not a curated record. Bases 1 to 3012 code for a protein of 1003 amino acids. Gene Ontology annotation, cellular component: cytosol.